AUGCAUGACGAACAUCCCCAUCCGCUACUCGCACAAGUCCCGCUGACCGUGUCGCCGUUCCUGUCGCUCCCCACGGCCGUCCCGCUGCCGUACAGCUACAAGCCACUUCCGUCGACGCUGCCGCCGAGCAUCCUGACACCGCCGGUCACGGGGGUCUCGUCAAACGACACAUCGACGCCUCCGGUGCAGCAGCAGCAGCAGCAAGAUCAACAGCAGCAACAGCAACAACAACAGGUGCCGUAUGUGGUGUCUGGGUCGGGGACACGCGCACAUCCAGAUCAGAUACUGAGUUCAUGUACGGCGCUACAGGAGCACUUGCGGCGGCUGGAAGAGGAUGCGCGGCGGACGUUGAGCGAGUGGGAAGAGCGCAGACGGCAGGAGGAUUUGGCGGAGAAGAGGAGGGUUGCGCCCGGGUGGUUGGAUAGCGGGGUGCAUAUUCUGAGGCCCGAGGGUGUGGAUGAGCAGGGCAAGGAAGGGGGAAAAGGGAAGCAACAACAAGAGAAUUUGAUGGAUUUGGAUCCUCAGGCGGAGCGAAAGGCGAAAGAGGGCGAGGAGUUGGACAGGGUCUUUGGAGGACUCAAGGUCUGA
Exserohilum turcica Et28A is the source of this 588-nucleotide messenger RNA. RefSeq lists its product as uncharacterized. The record is from RefSeq and is a predicted model, not a curated record. Lineage: Eukaryota; Fungi; Ascomycota; Dothideomycetes; Pleosporales; Pleosporaceae. Bases 1 to 588 code for a protein of 195 amino acids. The transcript is spliced from 2 exons.